AUGAAGAUUAUAGAACUGGUUAUCGAUGGGUUCAAGUCCUACAGCCAGAGGACCGUCAUAUCCGGCUGGGACCAGAGUUUCAACGCGGUUACUGGUCUCAAUGGAUCCGGGAAGUCCAACAUCCUCGAUUCGAUAUGCUUUGUUCUGGGCAUCACGAACAUGUCCACAGUGCGAGCACAAAACCUGCAAGAUCUGAUAUACAAACGUGGUCAAGCCGGCGUAACCAAAGCAAGCGUGACGAUAGUUUUCGACAACAGCGACAAAAGCACGAGCCCGAUAGGAUUUGAAGAGUAUGAUCAGAUCAGCAUCACGCGACAGAUCGUCAUGGGUGGGACAAGCAAAUACCUCAUUAACGGCCACCGAGCGCAACAAACGACAGUUCAGAAUUUGUUCCAGAGCGUUGGCCUAAACAUCAACAACCCCAACUUCAUCAUCAUGCAAGGCCGGAUCACUAAAGUGCUCAACAUGAAGCCUGCCGAAAUUCUGGCCAUGAUCGAAGAAGCCGCCGGAACGCGCAUGUUUGAGGAUAGAAAAGAAAAGGCGACCAAAACCAUGGCCAAGAAAGAAACGAAAGUGGUGGAAAUCGAAGGCCUGCUGAGAGAGGAAAUCGAGCCUAAGCUGGACAAACUACGUGGCGAGAAGAGAGCGUGGCUUGACUACCAAAAGACCCAAAGUGAGCUGGAGCGACUGACGAGGGUCGUGGUAGCAGCGGACUACGUUCGAGCAGGAGAGAAGAUGCGAACGUCCUCAGAAGAGCACGAGGCCAAACGUGCCAAAGUCCAGCAUUUGGAGGACAACGCUGUCAAGCUGAAACGCGAGAUAGAAAAUCUAAGCGAAGACGCCCAGAGAGUCCGCGCGGUUCGAGAGAAGGAACUGCGCAAAGGUGGGCGACAUCAAGGAAUCGAGGCGCAAGUUAAAGAGCUCAGCCACGAGCUUGUGCGACUGGCUACCGUACUCGACCUGAAGCAAUCCAGUGUUGCGGAAGAAGAGCAGAGGAAGAAGGAGAUCGCCAAAACCGUCAAAGGACUCGAAAAACAAGUCAGUGACAAAAAGGCUAGCCUUGAGAAGCUGCAGUCACGCUGGGACAGUGCGAAAUCGGAGCUUGACGCCCAGACAGCGGAAGUGGAGAAGAAAGAAGAACUGCUGUCGACGCUGCAGACAGGUGUGGCCUCACGAGAAGGGCAAGAGAGUGGUUACCAGGGACAGCUACAGGAGGCGCGUGCCCAGCUCACCACGGCCGGCACCGAACAAGAACAAGCCAAGCUGAAAAUAUCGCAUUUGGAACAACGCAUCAAAGAAGAUGCACCACGCGCCAAAAAGGCUCGCGAACAGAACGCCGACCUCUUGCAAGGUCUCGAACAGCUUCGAAAGCAAGCACAGAAACUGGAGGACAAUUUACAGAAACUCGGGUUCGAGCCGGGCCGUGAAGAGAGGAUGCGGGAGCAGGAAGUAGCCCUUCAGAAGAAUAUUCGAGUUUUGACGAAGGAGGCCGAUGAACUCAAGCGGAAAGUGGCCAACGUUGAUUUUCACUUCAGUGACCCUUCGCCCAGCUUCGACCGGUCGAAAGUCAAAGGACUGGUUGCUCAACUCUUCACGCUUGACAAGGACAAAUCUAUUGCAGGUACGGCUCUGGAGAUAUGUGCUGGAGGCCGACUAUACAACGUUGUCGUGGAUACGGCCGAGACCGGUACUCAGUUGCUACAGAAUGGCAAACUGAAGAAGAGGGUGACAAUCAUUCCUUUGAACAAGAUCUCGGCCUUCAAAGCAUCGGCGGAAAAGGUUGGAGCAGCCCAACGAAUAGCGCCUGGAAAGGUCGAUCUUGCACUAUCACUCAUUGGGUACGAUCACGAAGUCUCUGCGGCAAUGGACUAUGUUUUUGGAACCACGUUGAUCUGUGACGAUGCAGAGACAGCGAAAAGAGUGACCUUCGAUCCGGCUGUGCGGCUGAAGAGUGUGACUCUCGAAGGAGAUGUAUACGAUCCAUCGGGCACGCUGUCGGGGGGCAGUUCUCCCAACUCAAGUGGCGUUCUUAUCAUCCUCCAGAAACUCAACGGAGUAACAAGAGAACUCCAGAAAAACCAAACCGACCUUCAAGAGCUACAACAGACGAUGAAGAAGGAGCAGAACAAACUUGCCAACAUCAAGGCCGUGAAACAGGAGCUAGAUCUCAAAACGCACGAGAUCAAACUCUCCGAAGAACAAAUCUCUGGAAAUUCAUCGUCAUCCAUCAUCCAGGCGAUUGAAGAAAUGAAGGCAUCGAUUGUGCAACUGAAGCAAGAUAUGUCAGAUGCAAAGACCAGACAAGCAGAGGCCGCCAAAGACGUCAAGCGGAUCGAGAAGGACAUGGAAGACUUCAGCAAGAAUAAGGACAGCAAGCUCAAGGAGCUGGAGAAGUCUUUGGCCGAGCUGAAAAAAUCUCUGAGCAAGACCUCGGCGGCCAUCAAAUCCCUUCAGAAGGAAUUGCAAGAUGCGCGGAUCGAUUGUGAACAGGCGGAAGGUGAUCUCAGCACCGCUCAAGAACAACUCGCGGAAACCGGCAAUGGCAUCGAAAGUCAAAAAGAGGAACUGCAGACGCUUCGACAGGAGGAAGCUUCGGUCAAGAGCAAACACGACAUUGCUCAGGCCGAGUUGGCGGACGAGCAAGCCAAGCUGACGGGCUUCGAUGACGAGCUCCGCGAACUGGAACAAGCCAAGUCGAAGAAAUCCAAACAAGUGGCCGAAGAGGCACUGGAGGUGCAAAAACUCGGGCACGCCGUGGAGAAAGCGCAGAAGGACGCGCAAGCCGCGGCACAGAUGGUGGCCGCUUUGGAAAAGGAACACGACUGGAUCGAAGACAACAAGGACCAAUUCGGCCGUCCCGGCACGCCGUACGACUUCCAAGGCAAGAAUUUGGCGGAGAGCCGGGCGACGCUGAAGAAUGUGACGGAGAGAUUCCAAGGCAUGAAGAAGAAGAUCAACCCCAAGGUGAUGCCCAUGAUCGAUAGUGUCGAGAAGAAAGAGGCCAGCCUGAAGAACAUGCUGCGGACGGUGGUGCGAGACAAGAAGAAGAUCGAGGAGACCAUCAGCACGCUGGACGAGUAUAAGAAGGAGGCCCUGCUCAAAACAUGGCGCAAGGUCACCGAAGACUUUGGCAAUAUCUUCUCCGACCUCUUGCCUGGCAACAACACGGCCAAGCUGGUGCCGUUGGACGACAAUCUCGACCGGAUCCAAGAGGGAUUGGAGGUCAAAGUGUGUUUGGGGAAAGUGUGGAAACAGAGUCUCACCGAGCUUUCGGGUGGUCAAAGAUCGCUGAUCGCGUUAUCCCUCAUUCUCGCUCUGCUGCAAUUCAAGCCUGCCCCCAUGUAUAUCCUGGACGAGGUGGAUGCGGCCUUGGAUCUUUCUCAUACGCAAAACAUUGGCCGGAUCAUCAAGGCUCGGUUCCAGGGGUCACAGUUCAUCGUCGUCAGUCUCAAGGACGGUAUGUUCCAGAAUGCCAACCGGGUGUUCAGGACCAGGUUUAGUGAAGGCACGAGUAUGGUUUCGGUCAUGACUCCGGGAGAGCUGAAGGGGUGA
Capronia coronata CBS 617.96 is the source of this 3552-nucleotide messenger RNA. RefSeq names its product structural maintenance-chromosome 2. Gene Ontology annotation, cellular component: chromosome. Gene Ontology annotation, molecular function: ATP hydrolysis activity; ATP binding; protein binding. The record is from RefSeq and is a predicted model, not a curated record. The transcript has 3 exons. The coding region runs from base 1 to 3552 and encodes 1183 amino acids. NCBI's taxonomy places the organism in Eukaryota, Fungi, Ascomycota, Eurotiomycetes, Chaetothyriales, Herpotrichiellaceae. Gene Ontology annotation, biological process: chromosome organization.